GUGCGACAAAUUUUUAGCAUAAAUACUGUGUCUGCAAUCUCUAUAUUCAUCAGUUUAUUUUUGUACACAAUCAGUAAAUAAUUUGAUUAAACAGUCAAAAAUCUAUAAAAUGGCCGCUAAGUUGAUCAUCUUUACCGUUUGCGUGGCCUCUGCCCUCGCUCAAUAUGUCCCCGCUUACAGACCAGUGUACUCGGUGCCCGCUUACUCGGCCCCAAGAGCUUAUACCCCUGAGCCUGCAUACGCUCCAGCUCCAUACAACUUCGAAUACAACGUAAACGACCCAACCACAUACGACGUCAAGAGCCAAUCCGAAUCAAGCGACGGCAACGGCAACGUCAAAGGAUCAUACAGCCUUUUGGAAGCCGAUGGUUCCACCCGCGUCGUUGAAUAUACAGCCGAUGACAACAAUGGUUUUAACGCAGUUGUCAAGAAAAUCGAAGGAGGAUACAAGGCUCCAUACAGCGGCCCAGCUCCAGCCUACAAAUCCAUCCCAGCCUACAAGCCAGCUUAUGCAGGAAGUUGGCGUAACAUGAAACUUUGGGACCUCCUUCCGUAAAAAUAAAAAAAAUUAUGCGCCCCUAAUAUAUUGUUAUAAUAAAUACUAAUUCUCAACCAAAAACCACUCCAACUGUCAAUACACCUACAAGGCUGCUUACCCAGUAUCGGCUUACAAACCAGUCUCAUACAAGCCAUACUAACAUCUUUGAUAUGAACCACAACACUAAAUUGUUAUGCUAACAGUCAUGAAAUCUUCAUAUGCAUAUUUAUCAUACGACAAUUUCAUCAUUGUAUUUAUUUUGUAAAUAAAUAGUAAAACAAAAUAACAA
Messenger RNA from Aphis gossypii (cotton aphid), 827 nucleotides. RefSeq names its product cuticle protein 7-like. Lineage: Eukaryota; Metazoa; Arthropoda; Insecta; Hemiptera; Aphididae. The record is from RefSeq and is a predicted model, not a curated record. Gene Ontology annotation, cellular component: extracellular matrix. The transcript has 2 exons. Bases 110 to 556 code for a protein of 148 amino acids.